UCAAAAGAGGUUUCGAGGGAGGGAAUUAAAUUGGGUUGCUUUAGGGUUUAGAGUCUCAAACGGUAACAGAGAGAAGUGAGAAAUACAAAGAGAGUGCGAAGAGAGUGAGACUGAGGAAUAGUUUGAUCUUGUUGCCACUGCGAGAUGGUUGUGCCAUUGCGAAAUGUUUCUAGAUAUCUGAAUCGGAAAGUAGAUGUCAUUGGCGUUGUUAUGGAAACCACAUUUGCCAAGAAAACAAAGGGCACGGAUUUUUGUUGUUCCCUCAGAAUAAUUGAUGAAACACAUCAUUCUUUCAGCAUGGCUGCCAAUGUUUUUGCCACAAAUACUGAAAGUCUUCCACUUGUGACUGCAGUUGGGGAUAUAAUUAAACUUUCUCUUGUAGUGGUAGGAACCUUCAACGGAGAAGUAAAUGUUACUUAUAGGAAAAAUAUUUCAUCAUUUGCUUUAUACAAAGGCAAAGAUGGUGAUAUUUUAGACCCCUAUCAAGUUUCUCCUAAUUUUUUUCUCAGAGAUGAAGACAAGAUAAUAAUAGAUAAGCUGAGAAAAUGGCUGGUUAAUUUCCAGCUCUGUGAAGAUUCCAGCAAAUUUCCUAUGUUAAGAGAACUCAAAGAAGAAACUUUUAUUAAUUUGGCAUGCAAGAUCCUUCAUCAUAGUGAGGCUGCGAAAGAUGAACGGUUGAUGUUUGUCUGGGAUGGUACUGAUACCCAACCAAAUGGUAUAUGUUCAAACAUAGAAGACGAACUUAACCAUCCACUCCCUUUACAAUUGGAACCUUUGUCCUUGUCAAGAGCGAUUUUAUGUACUCUGCCAACUGUUGGAUCUAUCCUUAGAAUAGUUUUUGAAAAAGAUGUUCAGAAUAGUCAUUUUCACCUUCUAACCAUUGGUAAUUGGGUUAAAAUUACCUAUUUGCGUCUUAAGUUGUACGGUGGAUUGUGGCAUGGAGUUUUUACCCUUCAAACAAAGGUUCGGUAUAUAUCAAAAGAAGAUCAACUUAUUGUUGAACGCCAAAGGAUGGCUGAUGAGAGAAUGGCUGAUUUGAACUUUCCUGAACCUUUACCAAUUACAGCAGUCAAUCAUUGUAAUCAUGUGACACCGAAUACUUUAAUGAGUGUCCUCACUCAUUCAGAGGUGGUGGCUAUAUUUAAAUGUAUUGUUCGGGUGGUAGCAAUAAUACCAUUUGCAAAGAUAUGCUCUUCUACCGGAAAUUACAGUAUGCGGCUAACAUUAGAGGAUUCAACGGCUAGAAUCCAUGCUAAUGUAAUGGAAGAAGAUGUGGUGACCCUUUUUGAUGGUUAUCCUGACGUUUUAAAGUUGAUUAAGAACCUGAACAGAUUACUUGGAGUGUCUGAAGGAAAUUGUCGUAUUGGUGGGGAAAAAGAUACUACAAGAAAUCCACCUUGGGUUUGUGUUUGUCUCAAGUCAUACUAUCUCUCCGAAGAUGAUAUCUGGGGCACUAGAAAUUUCAGAGUAUUUGACACCAAAAUACUGGAAGAUACAUCAUAGAAUGGAUAUGUUGUUAUGAAUCCUGUUUUUUGCUUCCUUUUGAAGGAAUACGUGGGGAAACCAGAGGAUAUCCUAGGAGAUUCAAACUAUAUUUUGUAUAGAAAGAUGAAAUGACUGACCAUGUGUAUAGAAAGCCUGGAAACCCUUUUUUAGUAAUCUUCCAGGCUGUAUUUUUGAUGUGAAUAUUUAAGUAUGUAAAAUGUACAAAUUAAUGAUGUUAACAAGUAUAUAGCUAUAUCAUUAUUACUGCUAGAGCGAUAUUCUUGACCUGCGUGCCUAGCUGAUUUUUCCUCUCCAGAUUAA
Messenger RNA from Vigna radiata var. radiata (mung bean), 1806 nucleotides. RefSeq names its product protection of telomeres protein 1b. Bases 145 to 1503 code for a protein of 452 amino acids. The transcript is spliced from 10 exons. The record is from RefSeq and is a predicted model, not a curated record. Gene Ontology annotation, molecular function: telomerase inhibitor activity; G-rich strand telomeric DNA binding. Gene Ontology annotation, biological process: regulation of telomere maintenance via telomerase; telomere capping. Lineage: Eukaryota; Viridiplantae; Streptophyta; Magnoliopsida; Fabales; Fabaceae. Gene Ontology annotation, cellular component: chromosome, telomeric region; nuclear telomere cap complex.